Molecule: messenger RNA, 1810 nt
Organism: Paramecium octaurelia
Lineage: Eukaryota; Ciliophora; Oligohymenophorea; Peniculida; Parameciidae
Source: the annotation of a GenBank genome assembly
AAAGAAAUAUGAAGCAAUAUACUACAUGUAAUAAACAAUCUAAGUCUAGGCGAUUACCUAAACAAAAGUGAAAUUAUUUGUUCCAAAUUUUCCCCACAUUAAAAUCAAUUCAUUAGUGUGAAUGAAAAAAAUAUAUUUUUAUGGUCAGAUUAAAUCUAUUAACCCCUUAUUGUAUUUAGUUCUUAAAUUGUUUAGGUUUUAAGCAAUUCUGCCUAGAUUUCAUGUAUUGAGUUUAGCAAAUAAACUAACUUAAUAUUAGAAGGGACUUAGGAAGGGAAGAUUCUUAUUCUAGAGUUAGAACAAUAAAUCUGUAAAGAUAAUUCAUUAAUUUUGAUUAGAAUAGGAAACAAAAGCAUUGCAUAAUGGAGCUAUUACAAAAUUAACUAAUUAUGAUAUUAAUACGUUCAUAAGUGGAUCUUAAGAUUCAGUGAUUAUGGUUCAUGAUUUGAGAUAAAAUAUGCCAAUAGCUUAAAUUAAGCAACAUAAGCAAUAAAUAAAUGAUAUUGUUGCAGAUUCAGAGAAAUUUCAAUUUGUUUGUGGAUCUCAAGAUGAAACUAUCAGUAUUUGGGAUUUUAGAAAUUAUUCUUAACCUUAAGGUUUACUUGAUCAUCAAGAUUCAGUAUAUAACUUAUUGAUGAUCAAAAAUUCUGAUACAUUAUUUACAAGUGGAGAAAAAUAUACCAUUUAAUAAUGGGAUAUUACAAAAUAAAUUCAGGUAUUUUCCUUUAUUUAUAGAAGAAUCGAAUUUCAAUUACUUAAUAACCAAUUUAAAAAAUGGUAUUUGAUUAUGAACAGGAGAUCUUAAUUUGUGCUUAAUAAGAUAUUUUGGAUCUGUUCAACACUGAAUUGAUAUAAUUGAAUUCAAUAGAGAUAGAUUGGUCACGAAUACAAGACAUGAAACUUGAAAAUGAUGUCGUCUAGGUAUUGGAGCAAAGAGGUGACAUUUUAAAGCUGCAUGUAUUUUAACUUGAAUUAAAUACUCAAUAAGUAGAAGACAGUUAAACAUAAAUAUAAGAUAGCUAAAUUCCAUUCUCAUAAUUAAUGUAAUUUGAUUAAUGUUUUUACCCAACAUAAUCGAAUGAAAAGUUAGACUAAAGUUAUGAAUAAGAAGCGUAGGUUUCUGAUGACAUAAUUACAACUUAAAAUCUUUCUCUUAAGUUCUCUUAAAUACUUUUUACAAAAUCAAAUUAAGAUAAAUACAUCCAAUUAGAAAUUAUAAAUGAAAUCUCCUUAGAUCACAGCAAAGUCAAAAUGAUCUUAAAUGAAAGAAUAUAAAAAUUAAAGCCUAUUAUAAAGCUGUACUCUCAAAAUGAUAUGAAGUAAUGCAUUUAAUAAAUAAGACGGUAAUUAUAUUUUAUCUAUUUGAAUAGUUGUAAUGAUAACUCUGCACUUAUUGAUUUAUUUGCAAUGUUGAGACAAGAUACAGCAUAGAAAAAAUUAUAGGCAGAAGAUACAUUCUUAUUGUUGGAAAGUGCAAUAUUAUUACUAAACUCAAAAUUCUCCUAUUAAAUUAUCAAAGGAUUGGAAUUUAUUAAAUUUUGUUACUCUCAAAUGAAGGAUGUAAUCUUGUUUUAUUAUUAUUAAAUAGAGUAUUAUACAAUAUAAAAAUGCGAGAAAACAAUUAUAAAAUAAAGCAUAGGACAAAAAUUAGAAUAGAUAAAAGCCAUAUGAAACAUUGAUUCUCUAAUUUGAUAAAAUUGUGAAAUUGCCUAAUUUUAAUAAAUUGUUAAAAUCAAAGGAUAUUAACUUAGCCAAUCUUACAUCAUAAAUUAAAAAUGAAAUAUCAUAAUUUUUGAAUAAAUUAGAAUGA